AUGGAGACAGAAAGUGAUAUGAAGUCGUUUCAUCGAAUGCCAAGUGAACGAAGACGUAAAUUAUGGUCAUUAGCAGCUAGAGCAGCUGUUAAGUGUCCAGAUGAUGUUGAAAAAGAAGUUAUUAUUCAUCAAGAAGGUUCAGUAACUAAAGGUUCUGGUUCAUUAGCUAAAACACAAGAUUCUGGCGUAUCAGUUGACUUUACAUCGGAUAAUCAACCUUAUUCAACAACAUGUUCUCCGUAUACAUCACAUUCACAUUGUCGUAUAAGUUUAGAUACUGAAUGCAGUGGAAAUUAUGAAUAUGGUAGGCUAGCAAAAACUUCAAAACAACCUUAUGAAAAUCAACCUGGUGUUACACUAAGUGCUGAUCUUAGUGAUUCUGCAUAUAAUGAACGUGGAAGAAGUUAUGUGAGUAAAAGAAAAUCCGUCUUUUCAAUACCACAUAUACCAUCACAUUUAUCAUCAAUUAGUACAAAUAUCAGACGUAUAAGAACUGCAUCAAAACAAUUUGAUACAUCAAUAAAACAAGGGAGUGCAGAUACUUCAGGUUUAGGAAGUAGUUUAGAUUGGGUAUCAUUAGAAGCUGGACAAAUACCAUUUCAUCGAAAAAUGUCAACACAAUAUUUUAGUAAUCCUAGAGAUACUGUCACUGUUCAUUGUAGUUUAGAUGAAAAGCAAAUAUCUCAUCCACUUAUGAGGAAAAAACAUUUAACCAGUGAUGAUGUUGACAGUGAACAUCAACGUCAGCAAUAUCAAGAGUCAUCAAUGAAAACAUUUUCAACUUUUGGAAAUCCACGUGAAUUUGACAAAGGCAAAGUAUACUUACCAUCAUAUCAAGUUCGUCAAAAGCCUAUACAACCAUUUAAAGAACACUAUUAUAAACAACAAUCAGAUUUUCAAACAGAAACAGCUGUUAGUAUCAGUGCACCUUGUUCACCGUAUAGACCGAGUACUGAUAUUCCAUCCCGCCAUGUGAUCAGAGAUCCGCAUAUAAUUGCAAAAAGUUUUGACUCAGCAUAUACUACUACUACACGCCGUAGACCACAUCAGCUGUCAUAUUCGCCAACAACACAUUUAGGUGAGCCUAGUGAUCGAGGUAUACCAGUUGGUUAUUAUGAACCAGCACAAGAUCCUGCCAAUGAAUGGCCGGGAAUAACAAAAAGUGAUCACGCCUAUCUAAGAUAUGCAUCCGAUAAAGAUGGUAUAUCGCAGACGAAAAUGAUUUCAGGCAUAACAAAGCAUUCAAUGCAUCGACCACCAGUAUAUAGAAGAAUUCAACAACAAUAUUUACCAAGUCAUCUACAAGACAGAAAACAGAAAUCCUUGUAUAAAAGAUCUUUGACAUUAGGUGAUAAUGUUGAACACAUGCAUACUGAUUGGAUGGAAAUGAAACCAAAGAUGUAUUCAUCAACGCAUAUGUAUACUGUCCCACCACCAACUAAUGAAAAAGAAGCAUAUUAUAAUGGAUUAUUAAUGCAACAGAAAUAUAAAGAUGCUUAUAUUGAUGCAAAAUUUAAACGAUUCAGUCAAAAGUAUCCACUUGAUGUAGAUGAUACCUGUGAAGAAAGUGAAUUACAAAGUUUACUACAACAAGAACCACAAGAUUUACAUCAGUUUCAAUCAGCAAUGCAUUCUUCAAAUCGUAGAAGAUGGACAUCAGCUGAAAUUCCGGAAGUUAAAAUUACACCUGUUUUUGUUGGUUUAUCUGGUAUACAAUAUGAAGAAGAAAAUGAUGAUGGUGAUGAUGACGCUGUAUAUAAUUAUCCAAAAUAUUCAACUGGUAGAAAACGUCCUUAUGAAGAAGAAUUCCUGUCACAUCCUCUUGUUCCCUCGGCGCCUCCUCCUCCAUUUGCUCCUUCUGCUGCUGCUGCCGCCGCCGGCGCCACUGCCACUGCUCAACUUCAUCCUCCACAUCAUCCUCUUCCACAUUAUGAAGAUCCAACUGUGAAAUCAAAAUUAGAUAUUAGCCAUAAUAAAUAUCUUACUCCACCAUAUAAUGAAGGUGUUUCAUUUCGUAGAGCUGUUAGCUUAGAUAAACCAGCCUACGCAUUAAGUUCAUUACAUGAACAGCAUCAACAACCUCAAAUCCAACAACAACACCAACAAUACCAACGUUAUCAACAGCGUCAACAACAACCACAACAAUUAGAACAACAAUAUCGACAACCUCAACAUGUAGGAGAAGAAGAAAGUUUAGAAUCAAAAUUUACACGCCAGUAUCGUUUUAAAUAUCGUCUUCCAUAUUAUUCUACAUCACUGGAUUAUCCAUCUUCAUCGAGUAGUAAAGCGAGACCAUUACUACAUCCUGGUUAUGUGCAAACGUAUAAUAUUAUUUCACCAAUUGAAGAAAAAGGUGAUUAUGAAUUAGAAACAAAACGUUAUCAAAAAACAGAAGGCAAGACUAAUCAUCAAGAUAUUGAUGAUAUAAUAGAAAAUAAUGAAAAAAUUUAUUCUGUACAAACCAAAGAAAAAGAUGGAUUUUCAAGGGAUUUAGAAAAGUCAAUAAUACAGCCUCAUCCGAUGCCAACAGACAUUAAAACUGAUGGAAGUAAACAUACUGCUGAUGGUAGUAUUAGUGAUAAUAGUAGUAGUAGUAUUAAUAAUCAUAAUAUUAAUAAACAUAAAUUUUAUGAAACAACAGACAUGAAUAUAUCAAAACCAUUCAAUGCAUCAUCAUUCGAUGAAAUUAUUCCAUAUGAUAAAAGCAUACCUGUAACGCAUAAAGAAGUCAGGAUUAGUGAAACACAACCAAUUGUAGCUAUUUCAAAAAAAUCAAUCAAUUUAUCAUCGAAUGAAAUAAAUAUUCAGUCAAAACUUUUACCAACAAGUCAUACAACACCACCGCCAACUGGUUCUGCUGGAGGUGGUGGUGGCAGUGUAUUAAAAGUAUCUGUACAGUUAGGUGAAAAUGAAAUUCAAGAAUUUGCUGAAUAUUGGGACCAUAGUAUUUUUUCACGUGCAAGAGUUACUGCAGUCUGUUUAGCUGGAGUAGCUUCUGUUUGUCUAGUCUGUACUGUAUGCGCCAGUACUUGGUUAUAUCAGGGAUAUGCGGAAAAUAUUACAUAUAGUGGAUUUUGGAAACGCUGUAGUUAUUUCAAUCGGACAUGUGAAAUUACACUUCCAUUUCUUACUAAACAUGAGGGUUGGCAAGAUGGUGCAUUCUUUAUACUUAUACUGGCUAUAUUGUUAAGUUUCUUAGGAUUGAGUCUUUCAGUGGCUGGCCACUUAGUUUAUGCUCUUCCUAAAAGAUUAUAUUAUUUUCAUUCAGGUGGUGAAGCACAUGUUGUUGCAGCAUUUGUUACUGCCUUAUCAGUACUAAUUUAUCACAUCACAAUUCGAUUGCAUUUACGAACAGAAGGUCCUGUAAACUUUGGUGAAGCUUAUGGUAUUUCAUGGUUUGCGUGUUUUUUACACUUAUUGGCAGCUAUUCUAUUAUUAUUAGAUGAAAUUAUUAAUGAAUUAGUUAAUUUAGCUACUAGAGUUCAUUGUAUACGUUCAUGUUUAAAGUGUAUUAUACAAACGUAUAGUAAAACUAUUCAAAAGAAACGUCAAUUAUUAACACAUUAUAAUACAAGAUUUACUAAUGGAAAGUAA
Messenger RNA from Trichobilharzia regenti, 3594 nucleotides. Lineage: Eukaryota; Metazoa; Platyhelminthes; Trematoda; Strigeidida; Schistosomatidae. The record is from the annotation of a GenBank genome assembly.